Messenger RNA from Apus apus (common swift), 4511 nucleotides. RefSeq names its product ZFP36 ring finger protein like 2 (gene ZFP36L2). Lineage: Eukaryota; Metazoa; Chordata; Aves; Apodiformes; Apodidae. The coding region runs from base 211 to 1662 and encodes 483 amino acids. The transcript has 2 exons. The record is from RefSeq and is a predicted model, not a curated record. Gene Ontology annotation, molecular function: metal ion binding; mRNA binding.
UUCCCGCAGUUCGCCCGCUGCUGUGCAGCCGCCGUCGCCGCCUCGGCCCGGCACCCGCCGUCCCGCCCGCCCCGCCGGGAAGGAGACGGCACCAUUUCGGAUCUCAAGCAGACGGCCCUCUCCUAAUCUAGUCGUGGCUUUUCCAAAUCCUCCGAGGAGAGCGGGAUCUUUCGGUCCUUCCUGUAUUUCCGACCAUUACAGGAUCUAGAAAUGUCGACGACACUUUUAUCUGCCUUCUACGACAUUGACUUCUUGUGCAAGACGGAGAAGUCCCUGACCAACCUCAGCAGCAUGCUGGACAAGAAGGCCGUGGGGACCCCGGUGACCCCCCCAAGCUCCAGCUUCGCGCCGGGCUUCCUGCGGCGGCACUCGACCAGCAACCUGCCGGCGCUGGCCGGCAGUUCCAAGUUCCCCAGCCCCACCGGUUCCAGCUCUUCCUCCACCUCCUCUUCCUCCUCCUCCUCCUCCUCGUUCGGCAGCCUGAAGGAGACGGGCUCUGGUGGAGGCGGCGGCGGCAGCAGCAGCCCCACAGCCCUGCUCAACAAGGAGAACAAGUUCCGGGACCGCUCCUUCAGCGAGAACGGCGAGCGCAGCCAGCACCUCAUGCAGCAGCUCCAGCAGCAGCAGGCGGCGGCGGCCGGCAAGGGGGGCGGCUCCGGUGGGGGCGGCGGGGCCCCCAUCAACUCGACGCGCUACAAGACGGAGCUGUGCCGCCCCUUCGAGGAGAGCGGCGCCUGCAAGUACGGCGAGAAGUGCCAGUUCGCUCACGGCUUCCACGAGCUGCGCAGCCUCACUCGCCACCCCAAGUACAAGACCGAGCUCUGCCGCACCUUCCACACCAUCGGCUUCUGUCCCUACGGCCCGCGCUGCCACUUCAUCCACAACGCCGACGAGCGCCGCCCGGCGCCCGGCGGCGGCACGGCCGCCCCCCCCGCCUCCGCCGCCGCCGCGGGGCACCACCACCCGCACCACCCGCCCCCGCACCCCGCCGGCAGCACCGGCGACCUCCGCGCCUUCGCCCCCCGCGAGCACCCGCUGGGCGGCGGCGGCUUCGGGCAUCCCCGCGCCGGCGAGAGGCCCAAGCUGCACCACAGCCUGAGCUUCUCCGGCUUCUCCGCCCACCAGCACCACCACCAGCACCACCACUCGCACCCCCACAGCGCCGCCCCGCCGCCUCCGCCGCCGCCCGGCGGCCGCCUGGACGCCGCCCUGCUGGAGAGCCCCGGUGGGUCGCGCACGCCGCCGCCGCCCGCCUCCGCCUCCUACUGCGAGGAGCUGCUCUCGCCGCCCUGCGCCAGCAACACCUUCCCUUUCACGGGGCAGGAGCUGGGCAGCCUCAUCGCCCCCCUCGCCCUCCACGCCCAGAACUUCGCCGCUGCCGCCGCCGCCGCCUACUACCGCUGCCAGCAGCAGCCGCCGCCCCCCGGCGGGGGCUGCCCGCCGCCCCCCGCCUCGCCGCCCUUCAGCUUCCAGCCCCUCCGCCGACUCUCCGAGUCGCCCGUCUUCGACGCGCCGCCCAGCCCCCCGGACUCCCUCUCCGACCGGGAGAGCUACCUGAGCGGCUCGCUCAGCUCCGGCUCCCUCAGCGGCUCCGAGUCGCCCAGCCUGGACUCGGGCCGCCGCCUGCCCAUCUUCAGCCGCCUCUCCAUCUCCGACGACUAGGGGGGACGGGCGCCCGGCCCCCCGCGGCUGCCGAGCAAGUAAGUUCACAGCGAAGAAAGCGAAUCCUCUCUUCUGUCUUUUUUUUUUUUUUUUUUAUAUAUCUAUCUAUAUAUACACCGAGAGCUGAACAAAACAAACAACAAAAAAAAAGCAUUUUGCAAAAGGGCAAAUGACACGAACUGAACAAACCUAUUUUUAUAGAGAGACCUUGGAAGAAGGGGAUUUUUGUUUCGGGGUUGUUUGUUUGUUUGUUUGUUUUCGUUGUUCUUUGGAGACAAGUUAUGAUACGCACCAGCAGCAGCCAUUCCAUCUGUGUUCCAAAACAAAACAAAAAAGCGUUAGAAAAGACGCCACCAGAAAGCAACAAACAAUCCGGGGAGCCUGAGUCGUGCCUGUCCAGCUCCUCCAAACCUUCAGACACACACGACAAAAGUCACAGACUAGUUUGUCUUUCAAUCCAGUUCGAAUAAAAACACAGACCGUACUAAACGUAUAAGCUUUUAAAAGAGAGGAAAAAAAAAAAAGAAAAAUCCAACAUCCUGCCAAGAAUAUGCCUUGAUAACAACCUUCUUUUUUUAUAUAUCUAUAUAUUAUUAUUAUAACAAAUGCUAAAACCUUCAUUCCAAAGUUUAAUAUUGGUUCCAUUGCCACCACUUAGUGGAUGUUUGGCUUAGAACAAUUUUUUUUUUUUCGUUGUUGCUUUAUUUGGAAGCACUCAACUGAGUUUAGUUUGUAAUUGUUGGAGAAUAACUGCUGAUUUUUUAAAUUUUUUUAGCUGUUUUGAGUUGAUUGCAUGAAUGAGUCACUGCACACAACUCAAUAUGAAACUAUUUAACUUAUUUAUUAUCUUGUGAAAAGUAUACAUUGGUAAUUUGUUCAUACUGUAUUUAUCGGGUAUGAUGAAAAGCAAUAGAUAUAUAUUCUUUUAUUAUGUUUAAAUUAUGAUUGCCAUUAUUAAUCGGCGAAAUGUGGAGUGUGUUCUUUUCACAGUAAUAUAUGCCUUUUUGUAACUUCACUUGGUUAUUUUAUUGUAAAUGAGUAAAAUUCUUAAUUUAAGAGAUUGUAUGUAAUAUUUAUUUCAUUAAUUUCUUUCCUUGUUUACGUAAAUCUGAAAGAUUGCAUGGUUUCUUUAUAGAAAUCGAUCUCGAUGCUGUGGAAGUAGUUUGAGGAAUUUCUGAGUUUUAGAAUGUAAAUGGUUGUAGCCCGUCCGAGUUGCAAAAGAAAAAGAACAAAAAAAGAAACCAACAACAACAACAAAAAGAGACUGACUUAGCAAUCAGACUUCAAAGUGGCGAACCUAAUUCAGACUAGUUUAAAGUAACCAAAAAGUAUUUUUGUUGCCUAACUCCACCAAUCACACUGUGAUAUAGUCUCAAGUAUGUAGCAAUAAUUGGGGGUCCCAGUAUUAUGUCUCACAGUGCCUUCUUGAGGGUCCAUGCUUGCCUUAAAUAUCUCUCAACCAAAUAAGUAUUUUUCUUAAUGCUUGAGAUAAUUUGAAUGUAGGGAUGGGUUUUUAACUACAGCAAAAUUUUGCCACUCUUUAUUUUAUAAGAAUGGAGGCCAUCUUUGGAUCUGAAACUUUAUACAGUACAUGAACAUAUCUUGUUAAUUUCUGAUUAAAUUCCAAAACGUGUAAUGUUUAUUUUUCCUUAUGUAGAAAGUCGGGAGUUUUCCAAAACUUUCCUGGACGGUGGAUGAAUGAGCAGUAGCUUAGUUUUGUUUGUACAUAGGUACAGAUUGAGCACUAUGUACUCUUUUGGACUACUUUAACAGAAGUAUGUUUUGAAUGUAACUAAAGGAUAAGUCAACUUGAGUUGUAAUAUAUUUUUCGGGAGUCAGUUCACUACAAAUUGUGUGAGACUGUAAACUUUGUACUGUAAAUGUUUUGUAGUUCUCCCAAUAAAAUUUUUUUGGAAAAAAAAAAAGAGAACACUUCACACUGUUGAAGCCCUGUCUGCCAGGCAGCGAGUAUUUCUUGCUGAACACCACCACCACCACCACCCCCCCAGUCCCAAAUAUGUCUAGCUACAGAUUAACCAGUUUGCACUGCAGCUCCUGUCCACUCCUGCAGCAAUCACUGGUUGCGAGCCAAAGCUAAUACAUGCUUCCAGAAGGUUCGGGACUUUUAGUGGUGUGCUGUUUGCUGCUGCUUUUUAAAACUUAUUUUUGUUUCAGAAGGGGGGAAAGGAUCAAAUCUUUGCUGCUUGCAGCUUAACAGGUGGAGUGGAAAAACCUAGUAAUGGCAUUUAUCAAUUGCAUUGCUUAUGGGGAUGUGUGAGCAUGCCAUUAGCCUUCCUGCCUUUUUUUGGGGUAAGGAGGAAAUGGCAGUUUGGGUAAUAAAAAGGCAUAAUUAAGGUUUACCCUUUGUCCCAAAAGCUUUCUUCCUCUUCACUUGCAGGAAUGUGGACUUCUGCCUCAAUGCUUUCAUCACCCAGCCCAGGGCAUAUCGGUGUUAAUCAGGCUAGCAUUAAAUGUGUUAAUCAGUUUUCAGGGCUUGGGUUUUAAACAAAUUGCCUUUCUGAGUGUAUAUAACAAAAUACUUGGCAACCUGGGGACUCUGUAUUCAUUAAUAGUGGAGGAAUUUUAGCUAAUAACUCCACAACUUGGUCCCUUAUUCCAAUCAGUCCCUUAAACUUUUAAGUAAUUAUCUUUACUGGCUUAUUUUUUGUUCUUUUGUCAUACUAAUAAUAAAUGUUGUGAACAUUAUGGCAUCUGUGUGCUGCCUGGACUGCUGCAGUACUUUCUAUAAAUACAAGACAGAAUGUAAUACCAGUGCCAUAUGUUUGUGUAACAAACCUUGGACUGACUCUCAGUUUAAAAUUAAAACAAACGUAAGCAAUGUAUGACAA